AUGGGUCUGAUUGGAAACAUCGCUAGUUCUCCUUACAUGGUAAUUUGGUACAUAGUUUGGUUCAUGGCAAGCAUAUUCCGCCCUGCCAUUUUGGCAACGAUUGUGUGCAUGGCCACCAAUCCCAAGGCUGCUCAAGAAAAGAUUAGACUGUUCGUUUUGACCUUUCAAUUUUGGGCCUUGUCGAAAGACAAAAAGUUCAAAAAGCCUCCUCAUGAUCCGGCAUCCUUUUUCAUUGAAGGCGAGGAUGAGGACAAGAUUGAAAAGAAAACCAUCAUCUUUCUUCGUCACGGAGAAUCUACCUGGAAUGAUACCUUUAACAAGGGUGACCGCAAGAUGGGAACCUUCUUGAUUGGGUUCAUCCCAGGACUUAUUAGAUCUUUGGGAACUGAAUGGUACUUUUUGCUGGCCGGCAAGUCGGACGAAAGUUGGUUCUAUGACUCGCCUUUGUCCAAGAAGGGAAUUUCUCAGGCGGAAGGUGUCGCAAAGUUCUUGAAGGAAACAAAGACAGAGUUUAGUACACCAAAGGAAGCCAAGCUCAUCAAGCUAAUGAAGGGUGAAAGUGAUGAAAAGAUGCAACUCACUUCGUCGAACUUGCGACGAGCCAUUUCCACGAUCGCCAUUGCGCUGCAAGACUUGUUGGAUAAAAAUCGCGAUCAAAAGAUCAAGAUCUUGACCGAGCUCCAAGAAGCCAGUGUCAACCCUGAUGCUCAAUCAAUUCACAAAGCCAAGUCAGCCUUGGUGACUUCCUGGAUCGAUUCGGACCGGGUCAAGGAAAUCUACAACACACAAUGUGACACAAGCUUGAACAUGGGCAACAAGUCCAUCAAGAGUAAUGGUUUGAUUCGUAUGGAAGCAUUUUGCGAUAUGGUCUUUGACAAGAUGGAUGCCCCCAAUGUCCUUGCUACUGGUCACUCGUAUUGGUUCCGUGCCUUUUUCCAGACCUAUCUGCCAUGGGAGUUUGAGCACAUUUCCAAAAAGAAAAAGUUGGUCAACGGAGGUGUUGCUGGCUUUACGUUGAUGCGCAAGAAGACCGACUCGGGAUACAAGUACAUGAUUGACAAGAACAGUGUUGUCACUCUGUAUGGAGGCUUCUAA
Cylindrotheca closterium is the source of this 1095-nucleotide messenger RNA. NCBI's taxonomy places the organism in Eukaryota, Bacillariophyta, Bacillariophyceae, Bacillariales, Bacillariaceae. The record is from the annotation of a GenBank genome assembly.